CCUGAUCUCGCAUCCCGCCCUGCUGCUGACGCUGCCUCCUGCCUCGGGCGGGAACUGGACGCGCCUGCCCCGCCCGCGGCAACCUGCAAAAGGGACCGGGAAAGGGACCGCGAAGGGCACCGCGAGCCGCCGCCUCGGGUAGCUGCCGGAGAGGGAUCGGGACAGGAGUUCGUGUAAGAGACAGAGAGAAGCUGUUUCAGCUGUUGGUUCCAGCAACAUGGAGAAUGAUAUGAGCUUGAAGUUCCAUCAGCAGCUUUUCAUUAUUAGUGAAAAUCUGGUGACUGAAGAUGUAGCAGCUUUAAAAUUUCUCUGUACUGACUUGCUCCCCCUCAGUAGACUAGAAGGUGUGAAGUCAGCAGCAGACAUCUUCAGGCUCCUUAUGGCUCAAGAAUAUCUGAAUGCAGAAGACACUUUCCUGCUAGCUGAACUCUUAUACAGAAUUAGAUGUCACUCCUUGCUCGAGAAACUUGGUUACACUAAGGAGAAAGUACAAGAACAUCUGAGUGUGAAGGGAAGAAUAUCUCCAUACAGGCAGAUGCUGUAUGAAUUGUCAGAGAACAUCACCAGUGAGAUGUUGCAGGAAAUCAUAUUCCUCCUGCAAAGCUGUCUUCCAAAGCGAUGGACAAUUCUUUCUGCUUUGGAUUUGCUGACUUUAUUGGAAAAGCAGGGCCUUUUAACUAAAGACAAUGUAAAGAUACUGGAGGAUGUCUGUAUGACCGUUUCACCUGAUCUCCUGGAGACAAUAGACUGCUACAAAAAGGGAAGAGAUAACAAGGCAGCUAAUUUUACACAAGGCUUCUCUGAACUAAACCUGGAGCAGCGUGGAGAAUUCCGCAAUGUAGAAAAUGAAUCCAAGACUGUGAAAAGCUACAAAAUGGAUGGACCACACAGAGGAUUUUGUCUCAUUAUUAAUAAUGUUAACUUCAAUAGUUCUCUGAGGAAGGGUUCUUGCAAAGAUGCUGAGCAGCUGGAGAGAGUGUUCACAUGGCUUGGUCUGGAUGUGAGGACUUACACAAAUCUGACGUCUGGGGAGAUUAAAAAUCUCAUGAAAACUUGGCAGCAUGUGCAAGAUCACAAAGACAGGAACUGUUUUAUAUGUUGUAUUCUAUCUCAUGGAAAGUCAGGAGCAAUCUGUGGGACAGAUGACGAAUUUGUGUCAAUCCGCCUGCUUACAUCCCACUUCACUGCCAAACAAUGUCCCCAGCUGGCUGCAAAACCCAAACUCUUCUUUAUCCAAGCAUGCCAGGGUGACGAGAUACAGCGUCCUGUCUAUGUUGAUACUGAUGGACCAACUCCUGACUUGUCUUCUGUGCAGGAGAGAGUUUCUCUUUCUGAAAGCAUUCCUGAAGAGGCUGACUUCCUCCUAGGCAUGGCCACAGUCGAUGGAUGUGUCUCUUUCCGGCACAUUCAAGAGGGUACUUGGUAUAUUCAGGCCCUCUGCAGCAAGCUACAAUUGUUGGUACCAAGGGGUGAAGAUAUUUUGUCAAUUCUUACACAAGUUAAUGAAGAUGUGGCCAGACGUGUUAGCCCUUCAGGGACAAAGAAGCAAAUGCCUCAACCAGCAUAUACCUUAAGAAGAAAAUUUAUAUUCCCAAUACCUACGGCCCCUCCUCCUUCAGAGCAACAUCAAUGCUUUCAAUACACAUAAUUUUAUAAUCUCAUUUAAAUGGAGUUCAUCACACUACCUGUUUUAAGACAGUUAGCUUCGAUGCAAGGCCUUAUAAAUUUUUUGUCAAACAAACUGUGAAACUGAAGGAGACACAAUCAAUUAAAUUAAAACAAUCAAUGUGCCAGCUAUUUACAUUGUCUAUAUAUUCAGAGUUAUCAGUGUUGGAAAAACCACACUGUUUAACCUGUGUUUAACAUUUUUGUACCUGCACAGGCUGCAGAUACAAUAGGUUUUUCCUCGCAGUAUAGGGAUAGCAUGUAAGCUUUCAUAUUUAAAACAGGAUUGUUAAUGGCCUGGUUUAGACUCAUCAUGUGUUAUUUUGCAGGCUAACAAUUUAAAAUCCUGUUUCUAAAUCCACCAGCUAUGUUCAUAGAGAGAAGAAAGUGGGAAUGAAGAGACAAAACCUUAAGUAGUAUGUGGAAAAGGAUUUCUUCAAUCUCUAAUGAAAAUUACAUUUAAUUUAAGAAAGAACCAGUUUCCAAUUGAAAUCAGCAAUUUGUUCCACAGUACCCUCAAAUGGCUAGCAUAAGCUUCAAAUCCAAUGAAGUUUUUCAAAACUGAAUAAAGCAAAAAUGCUGCUUAUUAUUCCCUCUGUGAAACCUUGUUAUUUCCCCAUCACUUCUGAGAAGAUUUAUGGUAGAAGAUUUGCAUGCUGUGAAAUACAGCAGUCAGAUUAACUUUGUUAAGCAUUACAUUUUUAAAUUAUCAUUUGUUGGUUUAGGACCUAAAAUGCAGCUAGUUUGUGAAGGCUCCUAUGGACUAAGCUGCUGACAGAUUUUUGUGAGUUAACUGAAGUAAUGACAUCUUGUUUUGUUAUAAACGCUCUACUACAUAUGCCUGUGGUUUUUCCUGUUUGUUACUAUGUUAAAUUCCUACUUUUUAAGAGCUUGAUGAGAUAAACAUUUUGUAUUGGGGUAAGGGUUUGUCCUUCUGACUGAUUCCUGUACUUUGUUUGGCUUCAUGAAUCAGUGAGGUUUUAACUGCUUUAGGGUUUAAGCUGAAGUGAAAUUUCCUCAAAAUACUCAUUGUUAUAUAAGUUUUCAAUACCUUAAAGUGAAGAUAGGAAAGAAUACUGUCUAGUGCUAUUGGGUACAACUUCUUGCUUGCACUAUUUUUAGGAGGGGAGUUUUGCAUCACACAGAGCAUUGAAAUGCAGCCAGUUUUCCAAAAUAUGAUGGUCCCUUUAUGAUAAUGAAGAAAUCACAUUUAUGCCACAGAUAAGAAAAAUAUUUUGUUCUUUAGUGGAAUAUAUAACAUUGCGAUGGAAUUGUGAGAUUUCUGGCUUGCAGUUACUGUCCAGACUUGAUGCACUCAUUUUGUAUGUUUAGGAACCAAAUAAAUUUUUAUCAGUCUGGAGUAACCAUUGAGUUUGUUUU
Molecule: messenger RNA, 3045 nt
Organism: Passer domesticus (house sparrow)
Lineage: Eukaryota; Metazoa; Chordata; Aves; Passeriformes; Passeridae
Gene: CASP10
Product: caspase 10
Exons: 8
Coding region: 218-1648 (476 amino acids)
Biological process (GO): regulation of apoptotic process; proteolysis
Molecular function (GO): protein binding
Source: RefSeq, a predicted model, not a curated record